Messenger RNA from Candida albicans SC5314, 1026 nucleotides. RefSeq names its product [acyl-carrier-protein] S-malonyltransferase (gene MCT1). The record is from RefSeq and is a predicted model, not a curated record. Bases 1 to 1026 code for a protein of 341 amino acids. Gene Ontology annotation, molecular function: [acyl-carrier-protein] S-malonyltransferase activity. Gene Ontology annotation, biological process: fatty acid biosynthetic process. NCBI's taxonomy places the organism in Eukaryota, Fungi, Ascomycota, Pichiomycetes, Serinales, Debaryomycetaceae. The transcript has a single exon. Gene Ontology annotation, cellular component: mitochondrion.
AUGUGGCCAAUAACGACCUUAUCAAAACUGCAACAGCACUUCCGAUUUUUUAGCAAAUAUGCGGUAACUUGUCCUGGUCAAGGAUUAUACAGAAACGGGGUUUUGGAAUUAGUCAAAAUUCAGAAACCGUUAUUUCAACAUUACCUAGAUGAGUUAGAUGCAGCGUUGAAUUGCAAAUUUUCAGACAAGUUGUUCGCUAAUAGUUCUGAAACAGAAGCUAAGCAGUGGUUGAGCAAGACUGCAAACGCUCAACCGGCGAUAUUAGCAUCAACCUGUAUACUUUCAAACUUGGUCGAAACUGAACAUCAAAUAUCUAUUAUUGACAAUGCUUCUUAUUUAUUAGGUCACUCGUUAGGCGAAUAUACUGCUCUUGUGCUAAGUGGAAUUAUUGAUUUUACUAUUGGUAUAAAGGUUGUUAGACGAAGGGGGCAAUUGAUGGAAGAUUUAUGUCUGGGCCAAAACUACGGUAUGAUUGCAUUGUUAAUAAAACCCAAGUUUGCCAAAGAAGUUAUUGAACUAGCUCAAGAACACAACGUGUUAGGAAAUAUUAAUUCAAAUUAUCAAGUAGUGAUAUCAGGUGAGAUUACCAAGCUAAAAGAGUUUAUUGACAUACUAAGAAAGAUCCAAAAGAUGGCUUUAAUAAAAGCAGUGCAAUUACCUGUAUCAAUACCAUUCCAUAGUGAGAUUUUGAAACCCGUUGUCCCUGAGUUGAAACUGCUAUUGGACGGUGCACUCAAUGAUCAAAAAAUUCCAAUAAUAUCUAACUUGAAUGGCCAGGUGUCGUAUGAAAAGGAGUCUACUAUCCGUAAUAUAUUGGAGGCCAACUACCAACCAGUUCAGUGGCAGAAAUCAAUAGCGUAUUUAGAAAAUUCACCCGUGAGUACAAUUUUCAAUCUUGGACCUGGUGAAGCCUUACAUGGGAUUAAUAAAAAGUAUAACGUCAAGUCUGUUAGUCUAGACGAUGUGAAAUCGCUUGAUAAAAAUUCAGAGUUUAUGGAACUAAAACAGCAGCUAAAGCAAAAUUGA